AUGACUUGGGUGGGAGCCAGACACAGAUGUCAGCCGCCCUGUGGGACAGCCCGCACUACACAGUCUUAUCACCGCUCUGUCACGCGUGGCCCAUCCUGGCACCGCACCUGCAACCGUCACCAUGGAGACAGCCAAAAAGCUCUCACGCCAACCCUUCAUUGCCCAGUCCCUCCUCUGACGGGACAGCAGCAGCAUGAGCAGCGUACGGCCGCAGGAUACAUGCUCCGCUCCUUCAUCGCUGCCCCGCUAAUGAGGGUCUUCAGGGAGCCUCAAAGUGCUGCUGGUGUGGAGCAGUGGGAGGCACAGCUGCCCUGGGACAGCAGGGCCAUGUACACGGACACUAAUGACAGACGACCGACAAAUAAAUACCACUGUGGAGGGAGACGUGUCAAAAUGUUCAGGUUCAAAUGCUUUGACUGA
Molecule: messenger RNA, 420 nt
Organism: Knipowitschia caucasica
Lineage: Eukaryota; Metazoa; Chordata; Actinopteri; Gobiiformes; Gobiidae
Source: the annotation of a GenBank genome assembly